Messenger RNA from Kuraishia capsulata CBS 1993, 1590 nucleotides. RefSeq lists its product as uncharacterized. Gene Ontology annotation, molecular function: carbohydrate:proton symporter activity. NCBI's taxonomy places the organism in Eukaryota, Fungi, Ascomycota, Pichiomycetes, Pichiales, Pichiaceae. Gene Ontology annotation, biological process: carbohydrate transport; transmembrane transport. The record is from RefSeq and is a predicted model, not a curated record. The transcript has a single exon. The coding region runs from base 1 to 1590 and encodes 529 amino acids. Gene Ontology annotation, cellular component: plasma membrane.
AUGUCUGAAAACGAAAACGCUUCAAAAAUAAGCGCUGACAAAGAGGUUGAGAGUCAGACGCCUCCUCCACAGAACGUCUACGACGAUCCUUCUGGAGCAGCUGCUAAAGAAGAACCCCUUCCCCCAGUCCCAGAGAAACCAGCCACAGCCUAUCUCUUAGUUUCUAUUCUGUGUCUUUUGGUUGCUUUCGGUGGCUUUGUGUUCGGAUGGGAUACGGGUACCAUUUCCGGUUUCGUGAACAUGAGCGACUUCAAAGCUCGUUUUGGUCAGCAAAAGGACAAUGGUGAAUAUUACCUGUCGAACGUCAGAACUGGUCUGAUUGUUGCUAUCUUCAACGUUGGUUGUGCCAUUGGUGGUAUCACCCUCGGUAGACUUGGUGACAUUUACGGAAGAAAGAAGGGUAUUUCCAUCGUGAUGGUGGUUUACGUCGUGGGUAUCAUUAUCCAAAUUGCUUCCGUUUCCUCGUGGGUUCAGUACUUCAUUGGCCGUAUCAUUUCGGGAUUGGCCGUCGGUGCCAUUUCGGUCCUUUGUCCUAUGUUCAUCUCUGAAACAUCACCAAAACAGAUCAGAGGUACUCUGGUUUCGUGUUUCCAGCUGAUGAUCACCUUGGGAAUCUUCCUUGGUUACUGUACCACUUACGGAACUAAGUCAUACUCCAACUCUGUUCAAUGGAGAGUUCCUCUUGGUUUGUGUUUCGCAUGGGCCUUGCUUUUGAUGUUCGGAAUGAUGCUGAUGCCAGAAUCACCAAGAUACUUGGUUGAAUACGGAAAGAUCGAGGAGGCUAGAGCUUCUCUUGCCAGAGUCAACAAGGUCACCGUUGACCAUCCAUUCGUUAACGACGAGAUUGACAACAUCUACAACGGUAUUGAGAGGGAAAAGCUGGCCGGUAACGGAUCUUGGGCUGACCUUUUCACUGGUAAGCCAAAGAUUUUCUACCGUGUCUUCGUCGGUGUCCUUUUGCAAUCUCUGCAACAGCUGACUGGUAACAACUACUUCUUCUAUUAUGGUACCACUGUGUUCAAGGCUGUCGGUAUGAACGAUUCCUUCGAGACCUCCAUUGUUCUUGGUAUUGUCAACUUUGCCUCCACCUUCGUGGGUCUGUGGGUCAUUGAGAGAUUCGGUAGAAGAAAGACGCUGCUUGGUGGUUCCGUCCUUAUGACCGCCUGUUUGGUUGUGUUUGCAUCUGUCGGUGUCGCCCGUCUUUAUCCUAACGGUUAUGACCAACCAACAUCCAAGGGUGCUGGUAACUGUAUGAUCACGUUUGCCUGUUUCUUCAUCUUCAGUUUCGCUACCACUUGGGCUCCAGGUGUGUACGUUGUUGUUUCUGAGACCUACCCAUUGCGUGUUAGACAAAAGGGUAUGGCUGUGGCCACCGCUGCCAACUGGAUGUGGGGUUUCUUGAUUGCUUUCUUCACUCCGUUUAUUACCCAAGCCAUCCACUUCGCAUACGGUUACGUGUUCAUGGGCUGUGUGAUCUUCUCCCUCUUCUUUGUGUAUUUCUGCGUUCCAGAGACAAAGGGUUUGACCUUGGAGGAGGUUGAUGACAUGUACGACCAGAAGUUCACUCCAGGUCUUGCAUUCAAGAUGUGA